Frieseomelitta varia is the source of this 1222-nucleotide messenger RNA. RefSeq lists its product as uncharacterized. Bases 549 to 842 code for a protein of 97 amino acids. The transcript has 3 exons. Lineage: Eukaryota; Metazoa; Arthropoda; Insecta; Hymenoptera; Apidae. The record is from RefSeq and is a predicted model, not a curated record.
UGAAAACUCGUAGUUUAGCGAUCUUUUUAUGAUAGAUAACUUCUCACGAUAGACUUAAUAAUCGCGACUUAAGUUCGAUCUAUGAUUGAACUCAAUCGCCGUUUCAUCUUUUUCUUUCCUCGCGAGCAGUUUCAGUUUUUACUGACUCAUAAAGAAGUAAAAAUGAAAAGUUGUAAUGACUUGAUAUUCAGUUUAGUUAAUUUGACGCGUUAGAAAUUUAUUAAAAUUAAUUACAAGCAUUUUUCUCAAUAACUUUCAUUAUCGCGAUUUCAUGAAUAUUGAUAAAAAAGAGUUUAACAGAUAAGUUAUAAAUGUAAAUUUUUAUUGUUAGUUAUUAAGAGUGCAUCGUAAAAUUUCUUUAAUCGUGUACAAAAUAAAAGAAACUGGACAAGUGUAACGAAAAGAAACGCAGACCUGUUGCAUGCUCACGGCGAAUGAGCGCGCAGCAAACAAUUAGUUGGUCUUUUUUAUUGAUCCUCACUGAUCGAGAGAAAGAUAUAAGCAGAAAAAUACAAACGCUUCGGUCAACAUAGAAUACGGAUCAAAGUAUGGCAGCAAAUCUUUUUAUCUUGUUCACGGGCCUUCUUGUUCUAAUUUCCUUGGCAUUAAAUGGAAUGGCUUAUGAUCCGAACGACAAAUCGCUGAAGGAUAUUCUGUUACCGGAAGGGCAAUUCGAGGCAUUCUACUUGAAAGGAUCGCAGGAGGAGGAGCAGAAUGCCGUGAGGCCUCCGCAUCUGCAUGGCUCGUUUCAUCAGUACAAGAAUCCCGCCCUGGUUAGCGCGCCGAACAGCGCUGCAUACGGUUUUCGUUUCGAUGGAAAGCGCCGUUUCAAUUACAAUUAAAUGGAUCUAUCGAGUUUAAAUCUUCAUAGUGUUCACAACGUUCCGUACAAUGGCUUUAUUACCAUUUAGUAUCAUACAUUAGAGAGGCGCUAUUUACUCAGCUGCAACGAGAGCAAGUUUCUCGAUCAGAUCCCAUGUUUCUUCUUCAAAAUAUAUUACUUCAUUAAAAAAAAAAAAAGUGUAAGUUAUUUUAGAGUUUCGAGCAUUAAUCAGAAAAAAUUUAGCAAUAAUAAAUCAACAUUCUAUACACGUAAAAACAUUAUCCAUUAUAAACUCGCAUUUCUACUAUACAUAAACGUAUUUAAUUAAUUAUAAUUGAAGAUUAUUUUUAAACCGUGCUGUAUAAAAGAAAACAGAACGUACGAUUUGGUUGAAAAUAA